Aspergillus pseudonomiae is the source of this 1892-nucleotide messenger RNA. RefSeq names its product epoxide hydrolase family protein. The record is from RefSeq and is a predicted model, not a curated record. Bases 281 to 1462 code for a protein of 393 amino acids. Gene Ontology annotation, biological process: epoxide metabolic process. The transcript is spliced from 8 exons. Lineage: Eukaryota; Fungi; Ascomycota; Eurotiomycetes; Eurotiales; Aspergillaceae. Gene Ontology annotation, molecular function: epoxide hydrolase activity.
GAUAUGUUCUAGGGUAUGUUCGAACAGAACAAGAUCUGUGAGCCAUGCGAUAUGAUCUGACUCGAUGUCUUCGUCAGAAUUGAUGCAGUCAGACUCGGUUUUGUUCGUAUUAGAAAUCAAUCGUGCCUAUGAAUCAUAAUCCCAUUAAUCAUCAACUUCCCCGCAUUAGCCUUAUCGUACACAGUAUACAACCCAGCGUAGACUGAGCAUUGGACGGACUUCAACAGUUACCCUACUUUUGCUACCACUUCCUCCAGUAUUUCCUGUAGAUCCAUAGACCAUGUCUGCACCCUUCAGCCAAGUCCCCUCUACGGCGAGGAUUACCCCACACCCCUUCACGGUGUCCAUUCCUCAGGAGCCGCUGACCGAGCUCCACACGUUGGUGAAGCUGUCGAAGAUAGGCCCUCGGACAUACGAGAAUUCCCAGCCAGACGCCCGCUUCGGCAUCACGUCCGAAUGGCUCACGGGGAUCCGAGAAAAGUGGCUGAAUGACUUCGACUGGAAAGCGUGCGAAGCUCGGAUCAACGACUUCCCUCAAUUCACAGCCGAGAUUGACGAGAUCCGGGUGCAUUUUGCGGCCCUUUUCUCAGAAAACCCUGAUGCAGUGCCCAUCGUGCUGCUCCAUGGAUGGCCCGGCAGCUUCCUGGAAUUUCUCCCCCUGCUCCAGCUGUUCCGCGAUGAGUUCUCCCCCAGCACCCUACCGUAUCAUCUCAUCGCCCCGUCCCUGCCAGGCUAUGGCUUCUCCUCUGGCCCCCCGUUGGACAGGAACUACAGCUCUCACGAUGCCGCCCGAGUCAUCGACAGAUUGAUGAAGGACCUGGGAUUCGAAAGCGGAUAUAUCGCCCAGGGAGGCGAUAUCGGCAGCCGGAUAUCGAGGAUUCUGGCCGUAGACUAUGCCAGCUGCAAAGCGGUUCAUUUGAACUUUUGUGCGAUCGCCACACCCCCACCGGGCGUGUCGGACGUGGACCUUACUCCCUUCGAGAAGAAAGGGCUAGCCCUCCGAGAGGAAUUCCUGACCUCGGGCCUCGCAUACGCCCUCGAGCAUGCCACGAGACCAAGUACCAUCGGUCAUAUCCUCUCUUCGAGCCCUCUUGCUUUGCUCGCGUGGGUCGGCGAGAAAUUCCUCACCUGGGCUGACGAGCCUCUUCCCUCGCAGACAAUUCUGGAGUUCGUCUCGCUCUACUGGCUGACGGACACUUUUCCGCGGGCGAUCUACCCUUAUCGAGAGGAGCUCCCCGUGUCGCCAGAGAAAAAGCCUCUGCGGUACAUUCAGAAGCCGCUGGGGUUCUCCUACUUCCCUGUGGAGCUGUUCCCCGUGCCCAAGAGCUGGGUCGAGACAACGGGGAAUCUGGUCUUUUGGAGGGAACACCAGCAGGGAGGCCAUUUUGCAGCUCUGGAGAAGCCGAAGGAGUUGAAGGCUGAUUUGACGGCGUUUGUGGAGCAGAUUUGGGGGAGGGAGUAGAUGAGAUUAUUAUUAUCACAGAUACUCACGAGUUAGGCAGUUUAUAUAACUGUGAUUGUUGUCCACAGAGAAGCACUUUCUCCCGAAGAUAGUGGUUGCGAUGCGUUUAAUCUGUAGUGUUCUAUAUAAACUACAAAGAGUAAAUAAAUACCCCACAUCCACCCCGGCAGAUCAACCACUAGAAAGCUCUAGCCCCAAGCUAUCGCGACAGGCAAGACUCACUAAAUCAGUCCAUACUGUUGUACAACAUGUCCGACACAUCACAAAACCAAUUCUCACCUCACUCCACGCCGAGACGUCUCGCCAUCCCCUAGCACCCCUCCCAACUAUUUAUAUUGUAAAUCCCACCCAUACACACCACAAUCAACUCACAUCCCCAACUCAACAUGCCACGACCAAAACGCCAAACGCGCACGACGGACAUGUCCAU